AUGGGUGCAGAAGGGAAAGAUACGGGUUUUCAACCAUCAGAGUCGAAGCAGUGCGCCAAUGGCUGUGGCUUCUUCGGCACGGCGGCGACCAGGAACCUAUGCUCGAAGUGCUACAGAGACCUCCGCCUGAAGGAAAAGCAAGCCGCCAUGGACAAGCUGAAGGCUUUCAAUAACAAGAUGCUAGUUGACGGAUUUCGCGAAGAUUCUCGAGCUGGGUCGGCGUCGGCGGCUGUAAACGAAUCCCCAGUGGUGGUGGCACCGACUUCCGGGGCUGAGUCCUUGGCGAACAGGUGCUCGAGCUGCCGGAAAAAGGUGGGCGUGCUGGGAUUCAAGUGCCGGUGCGGAGCUACGUUUUGCGGGGAGCACAGAUACCCAGAGAAGCACCGGUGCUCCGUCGAUUUCAAGGCGGUAGGUCGGGACGCCAUUGCCAAGGCUAAUCCGGUGGUGAGACGUUGCAAGAUCGAGCGGUUGUGA
This is a messenger RNA of Diospyros lotus (date-plum), 474 nucleotides long. Its product is annotated as zinc finger A20 and AN1 domain-containing stress-associated protein 1-like. The record is from RefSeq and is a predicted model, not a curated record. The transcript has a single exon. Bases 1 to 474 code for a protein of 157 amino acids. NCBI's taxonomy places the organism in Eukaryota, Viridiplantae, Streptophyta, Magnoliopsida, Ericales, Ebenaceae. Gene Ontology annotation, molecular function: zinc ion binding; DNA binding.